Zeugodacus cucurbitae (melon fly) is the source of this 1507-nucleotide messenger RNA. It is a transcript of the gene rush, whose product is annotated as pleckstrin homology domain-containing family F member 1 homolog. The record is from RefSeq and is a predicted model, not a curated record. The transcript is spliced from 2 exons. Gene Ontology annotation, cellular component: early endosome. NCBI's taxonomy places the organism in Eukaryota, Metazoa, Arthropoda, Insecta, Diptera, Tephritidae. Bases 347 to 1246 code for a protein of 299 amino acids. Gene Ontology annotation, molecular function: phosphatidylinositol binding; metal ion binding.
AACAUUUUCCCUUUUGUGAUGUACCUUUUAAAUCGAGUUCCAUUGUCAAUUAUCAGUGGACGAAAUUACGUUUGUAUUUCAUACCACUUUCUUUUGUGCUGGUCGCGAUUUUUCUUUUUUUCUUUGUGUUGUGAUUUUCAGUUAUAUUAUUAUCAUUUGAAUAUUUGUCAUAAGAGACUGUUGAAGCAGUUUCGGUGACAGCGGAUUGCGUCUGUAUCUCAAUUCCAACAAGUGCAUCGCCUACGUAACAACCCGUCUAUAAAAUAUACAAUAUUGGUGUUUCACCUUUGAAAUCAACACUAGCCACACCUCAACUUUUGAAAAGCCUACCUUUAAAUUUUUCAUAAUGGUGGAUCGCUUAGUAAAUUCUGAAGCAAAUUCAAGGCGUAUUGCCAUGGUCGAAAGCUGUUUUGGCAGCUCUGGUGUGCCUUUAGCAAUUCCAGGACGCGUACUUGUUGGCGAAGGUGUUUUAACCAAGAUGUGCCGCAAGCGACCAAAGUCUCGACAGUUUUUCCUAUUUAACGACAUACUGGUAUAUGGGAAUAUUGUAAUUGGAAAGAAGAAAUAUAACAAACAACAUAUUAUGCCAUUGGAAGAAGUAUCACUGGAAUCUUUGGAGGAUAAUGGACAAUAUCGCAAUGGUUGGCUCAUACGUACCACAACAAAAUCGUUUGUUGUUUACGCCGCUACAGGUACUGAAAAACAAGAAUGGAUGGCACAUAUCAACAAGUGUGUGGAAGAUUUACUUCGAAAGAGCGGAAAAAAACCUGUCGAAAAUCAUGCGGCCGUUUGGGUACCAGAUGCGGAAGCCACUCACUGUAUGAAUUGUAAAAAGACACAAUUCACGAUGAUAGUACGACGUCAUCAUUGUCGCAACUGUGGAGCUGUAGUAUGCGGUCCGUGCUCCUCCAAGAAGUUUUUACUGCCACAACAAAGCUCCAAACCUGUACGUGUCUGUACGGCUUGUUAUGAACGCCUUUCCAAAGUAGUUAAAGCAGAAUCGUCCAAAAUGACACUAGCAAAUGCUAGUGAUAAUUUAACAACAGGGUCUAUUGAUGGUAAUGGUAAUGGCACUGGCAAACUAGUGGAUAGUUCUGGUGAUGAAGAUUCGGAGGAAGAAGGCACUGGUGCAGCCAAUGAACUGCAUGAUGAACCACGAUUCUAUGGCGAUACAACGUUAUCGGCUGAUGAAUCUACGUCAUCUGCGGGUCUUAAUUCCAGUCACACACCUAGUGUUAAUAAUUGAUGUGCGCAGUCUACAGUUUUAAAGGGCGGGUUAUUGAACGCAAGUGGUGACGAACACGGGGGUAUAUACAGUCAAACUGUCACAAGAAGGAAUGGGUGUGACAAUAUGCAGCGAAAUAAAAAUAAACAAAAUUAUAAAUAUAAACAACGACAAAAAGAAGAAAAAAUUGAAGUAAAGCAACCAGAACAGCAACCAGAUGAACGUAGCAAAAAGGUGUGGCAUUUCCUCUGGAAAAGAAAAGGAUUAACGAAGUUUUUUGAU